Coccidioides immitis RS is the source of this 1207-nucleotide messenger RNA. RefSeq names its product uridine kinase. The record is from RefSeq and is a predicted model, not a curated record. Gene Ontology annotation, molecular function: kinase activity; ATP binding. The coding region runs from base 191 to 907 and encodes 238 amino acids. The transcript has 7 exons. Gene Ontology annotation, cellular component: cytoplasm. NCBI's taxonomy places the organism in Eukaryota, Fungi, Ascomycota, Eurotiomycetes, Onygenales, Onygenaceae.
CGUCUGAGCAUAUCGUAUAUAUAGUUCCGUCCUUUCCCCUCAAGCACACGGUAACUAUGAAGCUGGCCUAGCGAACUUAUCAUCUUGGACUAUUCCGGCCGUGCCAAACUCACGGAUGUAUGGUACUCCUUAGUCACAUACAUCUCGUAGGUACCCGGCGGAUAGUUCUUCUUGGAUACUGUAUUCAAGGAUGGCAGAGACAAAAUCGCGGUGCUCUCGACCAUGGGAGGACAUGAGCAUCAUAGGCAUUGCCGGGAGCUCAGGAUCUGGAAAGUCGUCCGUCGCUGCGGAAAUCAUCAAGUCCCUGAAUCUUCCCGGAGCGGUCAUACUGGUCAUGGACCACUUCUACAAAAGCCUUACCCCCGAGCAGAACGCUAUCGCCCACCAGGAUGAAUACGAUUUCGACUCUCCCGAUGCCAUCGAUUUUGACGUCUUGGUACAGACUCUUCAAAAUUUGAAGCAAGGUCUCAAAGUCGAAAUCCCCAUUUACUCUUUCACAAAGCACCAGCGAGAGGAAGCAACAGUCUCCCUUUACCCACCCCGGGUGCUUAUUUUGGAAGGAAUUCUAGCCUUUACAGACCCAAGAAUAGUGGAUAUGUUGGAUAUUAAGAUCUUUGUGGAAGCGGAUAUGGAUGUCUGCCUUGGGAGAAGGAUUGCGCGAGACGUUCGAGAAAGGGGCCGGACACUUGAAAGCGUACUUAAACAGUGGUUCAAGUUUGUUAAACCGUCGUACAACCGGUUUGUGGAGCCCCAGAGGCAGAUUUCAGACAUAAUUGUCCCCCGAGGAAUAGAGAACAAAACAGCUAUUGAUAUGGUUGUCAAACAUAUCCAUCGCAUUAUAACCGGAGCCGCGCAGCGCCACAACCCCGAAACGAGGCCGAAUUACCAACGUCGGCUGUCCCACUAAAUGGUUAAGUCUUGCUUUUUGUUGCAAAAUCUGGGUUAGAUAACGGAUUUCCAAUACCCUGUUCUGGCUCAAAACGUGUAACCGUUUUAAGACGGCAGUCUUUUGCUGGGACGACUCCGUAUUUGGCUGUUCCGCUCUCAUUUCACAAGAAGGACCACGAUAGUGCCGCUUUAUGGCCGGUUCUGCCAAAUUGACUGCCAGUCGUCUUGAGUCCUAUGUUACUUGUUGAGCGUGGCGAGAGAGGAGUAGGAGGAACUAGACUUAGAGCAAGGUGGACACGCCCACGAUUUGGCAGACUGG